Molecule: messenger RNA, 1383 nt
Organism: Panicum virgatum (switchgrass)
Lineage: Eukaryota; Viridiplantae; Streptophyta; Magnoliopsida; Poales; Poaceae
Product: myristoylated alanine-rich C-kinase substrate-like
Exons: 2
Coding region: 1-1383 (460 amino acids)
Source: RefSeq, a predicted model, not a curated record
AUGCCCGAGUCCACCGAGGAGGAAGAUAACUCGACCGGCGGGGUGGAUUUCUCGGAGUCUGACGACUUCGAGGUGGUGACGGCUGUGAGCCCUCCGCCGGCCCCGCAACGGGCCAGCGUCGAGGCCUCGGCGUCAAUGUUGGGCAAGAGAAGGCUCGCGCCAGCGAUGCUGGGCGAGGGGAGGCUUGCGCCGGCGACGCUGGAGAAGGCUCCCGCUGCCGAUCCGCCCACGCCGGCGACGGGACGAGGGUCGCCCGUGACGGCGAUGGAUCAGAAGUCUCCCGAGCCUGCGGCGGGUAGGGGAUCACCCGCGCUAGCUGCAGGACAGAGGUCACCCACGCUGGCUGUGCGCAGGGAUUCAGCCACGCCAGCGGCGGGACAGGGGUUGCCCGCGCCGGUGGCAGGCAGGAUGUUCGCAGCGAGAGCGGAGACCCUCGGGUUGACAGCCCCGAGGGUACAAGGCGACCGAGGGGCGACGCCCCUGGGCCUGUUGCUGGGAAGCGGCAGCGUGCCGCGAGGCCAAAGGAGCGGCAAGUCCCCUGUUGAUUCGUUGCUCUCCCCUGCUUGGUCCAGCCACAGGGCCGCUACCAAGGAUUCAGUCCACCUUGCGCUGACCAAGGCCCUCAAGAAUAGGGCGAGAGCGAUGCCGCAUUCGGCGCCGCAGCCUCCGUCCGGAGGGUCCCAGACUCUAGAGGCGGCUGCCGCGACGUUCCGGGAGGCGGUGGCCCGGGGGGCCCAAUUGGCCCAGAAGGCCCGAGCGCAAGAGGGAGAGAACGACGCCGACCAGAGUGGUGCAGCAGCGGCCGCUCGGGCAGACGCCGAAGAGGAGGCCAGCCAGGGUGGCAUGGAGGACACCGCCAGGCCGGAUGCCGAAGUCGAGCCCGGCCAAGGCGACGCAGAGGAUGCCGCCCGGCCAGAAGCCGGGGACAACGCCGGCCGAGGCGGUCCCGGUGAUGCCGCCCAGCCGGGAGCAGCAAGAGGAGGAGGAGAGACUGGCAGGAAUGCUUUGGAGCACCCCACUAGCCAGGAGAAGGGAGAGACCCUCGCCCCUGAGCCCACGAGGGCUGGGGUCGAGGGUACCACAGCGGCGGCCAUGGCGCAGACGGCGCCCGUGGUGCAGGUGCCGGUGGAGGAAACGCCGGCGGCGGCGUUAUCGGCGGAAGCGUCGUCAGCAGCGGAGGCACCAACGGCGGUGGGGACGCCAGCGGAGGGCCCCCGAGGAGCCAUCAUCGCCGCCGCUGCCGUUGCGUCCGCGUCCGAGGGUGGCGCCGACAUCUGGGUGCCCAGGAGGUCCGUGCGCGAGGGGACUUUGGCGGUGGUCAAGCCUGGGAUCCCCCUUCGACCGCAACGAGCGGACAGAGAUCGAGGCCUGGGAGGGAUUUGA